This is a messenger RNA of Coccidioides immitis RS, 2865 nucleotides long. Its product is annotated as mitochondrial ribosomal protein DAP3. The record is from RefSeq and is a predicted model, not a curated record. Gene Ontology annotation, cellular component: mitochondrial small ribosomal subunit. Gene Ontology annotation, molecular function: structural constituent of ribosome. The transcript has 2 exons. NCBI's taxonomy places the organism in Eukaryota, Fungi, Ascomycota, Eurotiomycetes, Onygenales, Onygenaceae. Bases 59 to 1549 code for a protein of 496 amino acids.
AGACGCAAUUUACCCCAUUGUGACCGGCAAUUGCGCACGUCGGUUCUCACGAAACACAAUGGCGUCCUCCUUUUGUUGGGGUUGCUUCUCGAAGCUCCGUCCCUCCCCCAAAUCCCUUCUUCCAGUGACCGCGAUACCCCGAGCUGCCGCGACAGCACCAUUUCAUUCCACCGCUUUCACAUAUGCCCUUCCGCCCAAAAAGUCCCGAAGUCAAGAUGCCGGCCCAAAAUUCCGUGAAGCGCGUUCUGCCCGAGUGAAAAAGAGGAGUACAGCUAUUAAACCAGCGCGAGAAUCGCCAGCGGAGCGGAAAGCUCAUACCCAUCGCCUGGUUCUUAGUAACGCGAAUGCGCUCGAAGUUACCGGGCUACAGGACCUCUCGGUGGAGAAUAUGGUUGAUGCAAAAUUACAAGGACAGGUUGUGGGCGUUCCCAUGUCCUUGAUAGAUAAUCUGAGAGCGUUGCAAGCGUUUAAGACAUCGCAAGGAUGGGGAAUGUUUCGACGGCCUGGCACGUUAAUGAGGAGGCAGACGCUGGAGUUGGCGAGCUUGAUGGCUGAAAUUCGGGAGAAAGAAAAGGGGAAAGCAGCAGCAAAGCUUGUUACCGGUGAUAGAUUUGCCGGAAAAAGCGUCCAUUUGUUGCAGGCAAUGACAAUGGGGUUGUUGGAUAAAUGGGUUGUCAUGAGCGUGCCUGAUGCACGCGACCUUGUCAAUGGAACUACGGCGUACGCACCGCUGCCAGGAUCAAAUCCGACCCAAUACGUGCAGAAGAAUGCGGCUGCUCAAUUGUUGGAGAGAAUAGCCCAGGCCAAUAAAGAUGUGCUCUCGAAGCUUUUUAUUUCCCGCCAACAUUCGCAGCUAGCAUCGGUCUUCCACCCUAACAUGUCUCUUCUCGAACUUGCUACCACUGGGUCUCAGCAAGCUGAGCUUGCUUGGCCUGCCUUCCAAGCACUCUGGUCCGAACUCACAGUAACAAAACCGGCCGAGGCUGCCGAAGGCUUCAAACCUUUCGCACUUCGUCCACCAGUCCUGAUUACGAUAGACGGCAUUUCGCACUGGAUGCAAGACACGAAAUAUUCCAACGCGGAAUAUGAACCCAUACAUGCUCACGAUCUCACCUUUGUCAAUCAUUUCCUUUCUCUUGCUUCAUCCCCUGCCAUUUCUAUGCCUAACGGCGGUCUUGUUCUCUAUGCCACAUCUACCUCAAACAACCCCGCCAUCCACACCUUCGACCUCGGUAUCAAACAACUGUCCGCCCGCUGUUCCGGGGUCAACCCUACGUCUUCCGGCUUCCCCCUCCCUGGACCGUACGAAAAAUUGGAUGCACGUGUGAGUUCAUUCUUUAACGAAGCGAAAGGACUGGGGCUUGUGAACUUAGGUGGACUAAGCAAAGACGAGACGAGGGGUCUGUUGGAGUACUACGCACUUUCUGGCAUCAUGCGCGAGCGGAUCACAGAGAGCUUGGUUGCUGAGAAAUGGGGUCUAUCCGGGGGUGGAGUGAUUGGGGAGCUGGAGAGAAUGGGGAAGAGAAUGAGGGUUAUGCCGGUAGCUUGAAUGAAUUUAUGAGACAGCCCUCGCACUUACGUUGGUAUUGUCUGGCAGAAGUGUGACUUCCUGAAGGCUUCACAGCAAUAGGUUAAUUGGGUGAAACCUUUCCUUUUGCAUUGGGUGUGUAUAUUUGUGACAUGUAACAACACAGCAUGUAUCUCUAGAUUAGAAUGUAUCAUUUUUUGUGUUCUAUUUUGGAUUUGGAAACAACCCACAAAACCCAAAGCACUUAUGAUUUAGAAUAAUAUCGCUAUCUAUAUAAACAAGAAGAAUAAUACAGCUGAAAAAUAAAAUAAAUAAAUAAAUAUAGAUGCUGCGCAGCCAAGUGUAAACAAGGUGCAAUGAAUAAGGGGUAUGCAAUAAACAAGGUGCCUCCAAAUCUUUAACAUGAAUGCUGCCAUGAAUAGACACAGGUAUUCAAAUUGGAAAGUACAAGAAGAGCAAGAUGAAAACAGUGAACUGGUUUACAUCAAACUUGUUCUUCCCCCGAUUUCCCUUGCCCCUUCGCCAGUUGGCAUCUCCCCAUUGCGUCCCUCAAUGAACUCACGAUAAAUGGCAUUUAAUCUUUUCCUCUCAACAUCACUAAUAGAGCACCGUGUAGUCUCCAAUGAGCGCUCGAUAUGCACCCACUCAAUAUGGAUUUCAUUGCUGCCAUCCUUGUCAUUAUCCGACACGGGGUCAGCGCCAUUAACCGUGUCCUCGGCUGACAUAUCGGAUGAGAGGCCGCGCUCUAUUUCCCGCUGUCGUCGUCUAAUAUUCUUUAACGCCUCUAAUUUUGCCGCGAUGACCGCAGGUGGGCUUAGGCAAGGUGCCGUUGCCGAAGCACGGCCCCGUCCGGCUGAGGUGGCGAGAGCGUGCUCAUCUGGAUCAUACAGGAAUUGAAUAAAAGUUUUGACUGCCUUUUGGUUGCCACCGGCUUCAUCCACACCGUUCGGCAUCGGCGUAGAUUUGGACUGCGGUUUGUCUGAGGAUCUGUCGCCCAAUGCGUCGUGAAUGGCUUCCAGGUGUGCAUUGUACACAACAGCUUGAAGAUCGGCGCCAGAAUAUCCUUCCGUCCGAUCGGCUAUGGUGCCAAUACGUUCCAUAACCUCGUCACUAAGCUUCAAUUUCUUCGCCAACGUCGUUAUAAUAUCCACUCUGUCAUCGUGAUUGGGCAUAUCGCAGAGAAGUGAUUUAUCAAGACGACCAGGACGGAGUAACGCCGGGUCAAUUAGAUCCGGGCGCGACGUCGCAGCAAGAACAUAGACUCCCGAUAAGCCUUCUGCACCAUCCAUCUGAGUAAGAAGCUGGUUGACAACCCGAUCGGUUACACCUGUGGAAUC